Xyrichtys novacula (pearly razorfish) is the source of this 339-nucleotide messenger RNA. NCBI's taxonomy places the organism in Eukaryota, Metazoa, Chordata, Actinopteri, Labriformes, Labridae. The record is from the annotation of a GenBank genome assembly.
AUGCGACAUUCUUGCAAGUCAGACAGUCAGACGCUAGCGGAAACUCUUCCUUCCUUCCUGGGCUGGAGGAAGCUCUGCUCACUCAUUUGCUUUUUCUUGUCUCUCCGACUGCAGAACCCAGGAAUUAAAAAAAGACCCUUCCCCCUUUCCUCUCCCUCCAAACAGCAUCAUGGAAGUUUCUUUUCAGAGGCAUUUUCUGAGCACCAGAUCAGACCAUCUCUCUCUUAUCACUGCAACUAUGCAUUCCACUGUCCUGAUACCAAAGAUGACCGGAUGUGUGGAAUCGGACCUGGGUUUCACUAUGUGUCUGCUUCUUUUCGCAUUAAUGGUCUCAGAUAA